GUUCACGACGUUUCGAAGGCUGACCUGAAGUAUCUCGAAGACUUCGAUGUGUCCCAUUCGAAUGCUUCGCUUGCAGUGCUUACGACAGCAGAGGACUAUUCUAGACGACUCUCGCAUCAUCGAAGAUGACUCCAGAACACCUCGUAGGCAUCCAUAGAUAGGUCUUCCACAGGUAUAAGUAUGCACUGCUCUCACUCUCUUCAGCUCAUCAUCAGAACAACAAGAAACAACUCACAAGCACUACAUGCAAAGAACACUCUUCAACAACCUACCGCGAGUCGCACGCACCUGCAAACCUACUCCAUCAACCUACACCACCACACGCAAAAUGUCUUUCUUCCCACGCGCAUUCGAACAGGAGUUCGCAACCUUCCAGCCUCUCUUCAAGCUGGCAGAUGACUACUCCCGCCACGUGGCAAACACAUCCGGCAAUGGCAACUACUCCGUCUCCCGCUCCUUCAAGUCUUUCACACCAAAAGUGGACGUGAAGGAGAAUCAACAGAACUACGAAAUCCACGCCGAACUGCCAGGAAUCCAGCAAAAGGACAUUAACAUCGAGUUCACCGACAGCCAAACCCUCACCAUCAAGGGCCGCACUGAACACGUCCGCGAAGAGGGCACUCGCCCAUCCGGCUUCAUCGAGGGUUCCGCUGAGCAAGGCAAGAUCGAAGACUCGAACAAAUCCCACCAGCCAACUGUCGAGGACGAGAACGCAGCCAACUCGACUCAAGUCCAGAAGUCUUCGGCCGACAGCAAGCAAGUCCAGCAACACCAAGCACCAAAGGAGAAGUACUGGCUCUCUGAACGCUCGGUUGGAGAGUUCGCUCGCACAUUCUCCUUCCCUGCUCGAGUCGAUCAGGAUAAUGUGAAGGCCAGCUUGAAGGAUGGAAUUCUUUCGAUUGUUGUGCCCAAGGCUCCGGCUCCUUCGAGCAAGAAGAUCAACAUUGAGUAGAGGAUCGACUGACUAGGUCUGACUUCGAGAUUCGAGGGGGAUUUCGCAUGGCGGAGGAGUUAGUGGGGAAUUCGAGCUUGUAUUUCUGACGAAUAAUGAAUGAUGAGUUGUAUACUAGUGUAGCAGUUAAUGGAAUCAGUUCAUCAAAAUUUGCAAUACCUUCUCCCUUUCAAUUUUUCAAACUUGUUGCUUCUGUUUGAGCGAUGC
Cercospora beticola is the source of this 1159-nucleotide messenger RNA. RefSeq names its product Hsp20/alpha crystallin family protein. The record is from RefSeq and is a predicted model, not a curated record. Gene Ontology annotation, biological process: protein complex oligomerization; protein folding; response to heat. Lineage: Eukaryota; Fungi; Ascomycota; Dothideomycetes; Mycosphaerellales; Mycosphaerellaceae.